Myotis myotis is the source of this 6881-nucleotide messenger RNA. RefSeq names its product nucleoporin 188 (gene NUP188). Gene Ontology annotation, cellular component: nuclear pore inner ring. Gene Ontology annotation, biological process: RNA export from nucleus; protein import into nucleus. NCBI's taxonomy places the organism in Eukaryota, Metazoa, Chordata, Mammalia, Chiroptera, Vespertilionidae. The transcript has 44 exons. The record is from RefSeq and is a predicted model, not a curated record. Bases 16 to 5238 code for a protein of 1740 amino acids. Gene Ontology annotation, molecular function: structural constituent of nuclear pore.
UCGGCCGGGGCGGCUAUGAGGCGUGGGCUCGAGGCCGAGUGGAAACGGGGCGGGCGUAGGGAGCGGGAUGUGGCGGCGCUAGCGGGGCGAAGCCCGGCCAGGAGCAGCAGAGAACUGUGGACAAUUCUUCUUGGAAGGUCAGCUCUGAGAGAACUGAAUCAGAUUGAGGCAGAACUGAAUAAACAUUGGCAGCGGCUAUUAGAAGGACUUUCAUACUAUAAACCUCCCAGUCCAAAUUCAGCUGAAAAAGUGAAAGCUAAAAAAGAUGUACCUUCACCACUGAAGGAACUGGGUUUACGAAUCAGCAAGUUUUUGGGUCUUGACGAAGAACAGAGUGUACAGUUACUCCAGUGUUACCUUCAAGAGGAUUACAGAGGUACUCGGGACUUACUAAAGGUGGUACUGCAAGAUGAGAGGCAGAGCCAGGCCUUAAUCCUGAAGAUUGCAGAUUAUUAUUAUGAAGAAAGAAUGUGUAUUCUUCGUUGUGUCUUACACCUUCUCACUUAUUUCCAAGAUGAAAGACAUCCCUAUAGGGUUGAAUAUGCAGACUGUGUUGAUAAAUUGGAGAAGGAGCUGGUUACAAAAUACAGACAGCAGUUUGAAGAGCUUUACAGAACUGAAGCACCAACGUGGGAGACACAUGGAAGCCUCAUGACUGAGCGUCAGGUGUCUCGCUGGUUUGUCCAGUGCCUUCGGGAACAGUCCAUGCUGCUAGAAAUUAUCUUCCUUUAUUAUGCAUACUUUGAGAUGGCACCUAGUGACCUAUUGGUAUUAACCAAGCUGUUUAAAGAGCAAGGAUUUGGUAGUAGGCAGACCAACAGGCACCUGGUGGAUGAGACCAUGGAUCCUUUUGUGGAUCGGAUUGGCUACUUCAGUGCCCUUAUCCUGGUGGAAGGCAUGGAUAUUGAGUCAUUGCUCAAGUGUGCUUUGGAUGACAGAAGAGAGCUGCACCAGUUUGCCCAGGAUGGGCUUAUUUGCCAGGAUAUGGACCGUUUGAUGUUGACCUUUGGGGACAUUCCACAUCAUGCCCCAGUGCUUUUGGCCUGGGCUCUCCUUCGCCACACCCUGAAUCCAGAAGAGACAAGCAGUGUUGUCCGGAAGAUAGGUGGCACAGCCAUCCAACUGAACGUAUUUCAGUACUUGACCCGACUACUUCGCUCACUGUCUAGUGGGGGAAAUGAUUGCACCACCAGCACCGCAUGCAUGUGUGUCUAUGGACUCCUUUCUUUCGUGCUGACCUCGCUGGAGCUACACACACUGGGCAAUCAGCAGGAUAUAAUUGACACAGCAUGUGAAGUCUUGGCAGACCCUUCUCUUCCAGAAUUAUUCUGGGGAACAGAGCCAACCUCUGGUCUUGGGAUCAUUCUGGACAGUGUAUGUGGAAUGUUUCCCCAUCUCCUCUCCCCACUCCUACAAUUGCUACGGGCCCUCGUAUCAGGGAAGUCUACUGCCAAAAAGGUAUAUAGUUUCUUGGAUAAAAUGUCUUUCUACAAUGAGCUUUAUAAGCAUAAGCCCCAUGAUGUGGUCUCCCAUGAAGAUGGAACUCUCUGGCGGAGGCAAACACCCAAACUCCUUUACCCACUUGGGGGUCAGACCAACCUUCGCAUACCUCAAGGCACCGUGGGCCAAGUAAUGCUGGACGAUAGGGCUUACCUGGUACGCUGGGAGUACUCGUAUAGCAGCUGGACCCUCUUUACCUGUGAGAUUGAAAUGCUGCUUCAUGUUGUUUCCACUGCAGAUGUGAUUCAGCACUGUCAGCGGGUCAAACCCAUCAUUGAUCUGGUCCAUAAGGUCAUCAGUACAGAUCUUUCGAUAGCAGACUGUCUCCUGCCCAUCACCUCCCGCAUCUACAUGCUGCUGCAGCGGUUAACAACAGUGAUCUCCCCCCCUGUGGAUGUCAUUGCUUCUUGUGUCAAUUGUUUGACCGUUUUGGCUGCCCGGAACCCCGCAAAGGUCUGGACUGAUCUUCGUCACACAGGCUUUUUACCAUUCAUGGCCCACCAGGUCUCCAACAUGAGUCAGAUGAUUAGUGCGGAGGGGAUGAGUGCUGGAGGGUACGGAAACCUCCUGAUGAAUAGUGAACAGCCCCAGGGCGAGUAUGGGGUCACUGUUGCCUUUCUCCGGUUGAUCACCACUCUUGUCAAGGGACAGCUUGGUAGUACCCAGAGCCAAGGACUGGUGCCCUGCAUCAUGUUUGUGCUGAAGGAGAUGCUUCCCAGCUACCACAAGUGGCGCUACAACUCCCACGGUGUGAGAGAGCAGAUCGGUUGCCUAAUCCUGGAGCUGAUUCAUGCGAUACUGAACCUGUGCCAUGAGACAGACCACAGCAGCCACACCCCCAGCCUGCAGUCCCUCUGCAUCUGUAGCCUGGCCUAUACAGAAGCAGGACAGACAGUUAUCAAUAUCAUGGGCAUCGGCGUGGACACCAUCGACAUGGUGAUGGCUGCUCAGCCCCGCAGUGAUGGGGCAGAGGGCCAGGGGCAGGGCCAGCUGCUGAUCAAGACAGUGAAACUGGCAUUCUCCAUCACCAACAAUGUUAUUCGGCUGAAACCUCCCUCUAAUGUGGUGUCCCCUCUGGAACAGGCUCUCACCCAACAUGGUGCCCAUGGGAACAACCUCAUUGCUGUUCUUGCCAAGUACAUCUACCACAAACAUGACCCAGCUUUGCCACGUCUGGCCAUCCAGCUGCUGAAACGUCUGGCCACGGUGGCCCCGAUGUCAGUGUAUGCCUGCUUGGGCAAUGAUGCGGCUGCCAUUCGCGACGCUUUCCUGACACGAUUGCAGAGCAAGAUUGAGGACAUGCGCAUCAAAGUCAUGAUCCUGGAAUUCCUCACGGUUGCAGUAGAGACUCAGCCAGGCCUCAUUGAGCUGUUUCUGAAUCUGGAGGUGAAGGAUGGCAGUGAUGGCUCCAAGGAGUUCAGCCUUGGGGUGUGGAGCUGUCUCCAUGCGGUCCUGGAGCUGAUUGACUCCCAGCAGCAGGAUCGCUACUGGUGCCCGCCCCUGCUGCACCGGGCAGCCAUCGCCUUUCUGCAUGCCCUGUGGCAGGACCGGCGGGACAGUGCCAUGCUGGUUCUCAGGACCAAACCCAAGUUUUGGGAGAAUUUAACAAGUCCACUGUUUGGAACCCUCUCUGCUCCCUCAGAAACAUCUGAGCCCAGCAUCCUGGAAACCUGUGCCCUGAUCAUGAAGAUAAUAUGCUUGGAGAUAUACUAUGUAGUUAAGGGCUCACUAGACCAGUCACUAAAAGAUACACUCAAGAAAUUUUCCAGUGAGAAACGCUUUGCCUACUGGUCAGGGUAUGUCAAGUCCUUGGCGGUUCACACAGCCGACACAGAGGGCAGCAGCUGUACCUCCUUGGUCGAGUAUCAGAUGCUGGUCUCCGCCUGGAGGAUGCUUCUCAUUAUUGCCACCAGCCACGCAGAGAUACUGCACCUGACCGACUCUGCAGUGCGUCGCCAGCUCUUUCUUGAUGUGCUUGAUGGGACCAAAGCGUUACUCCUGGUCCCAGCCUCGGUCAGCUGCCUCCGCCUCGGUUCCAUGAUGUGCACUCUGCUGCUUGUCCUCCUGCGGCAGUGGAAGAGAGAGUUAGGUCCUGUGGAUGAGAUGCUGGCACCCUUGACAGAGAUCCUGGAGGGAGUGCUGCAGGCAGACCGGCAGCUCAUGGAGAAGACCAAGGCCAAGGUGUUCUCGGCAUUCAUCACUGUGCUGCAGAUGAAGGAGAUGAGAGUCAGUGACAUCCCCCAGUACUCUCAGCUAGUGCUUAACGUCUGUGAAACCCUCCAAGAAGAGGUGAUUGCGCUCUUUGACCAGACCCGCCACAGUCUGGCAUCAGGCAGCGCCACGGAGGACAAGGACAGCAUGGAGACUGAUGACUGCUCUCGGCCCCGGCACAAGGACCAGCGUGAUGGGCAGGUGUGUGUCCUGGGCCUGCACCUGGCCAAGGAGCUGUGUGAGGUAGAUGAGGAUGGUGACUCAUGGCUGCAGGUGACCCGCAGGCUCCCCAUACUGCCAACCCUCUUUACCACCCUGGAGGUGAGCCUUCGCAUGAAGCAAAACCUGCAUUUCACCGAGGCAGCGUUGCACCUGCUCCUCACCCUGGCUCGCACCCAGCAGGGAGCCGCAGCAGUGGCUGGAGCCGGCAUCACCCAGAGCAUCUGUUUGCCCCUCCUGAGUGUGUACCAGCUCAGCACCAAUGGCACGGUGCAGACACCUAGCACCUCUCGGAAAUCCCUCGAUGCCCCCUCUUGGCCAGGGGUCUAUCGCCUGUCCAUGUCUUUAAUGGAACGGCUCCUCAAAACUCUGCGCUACAACUUCCUGACCGAGGCUCUGGACUUCGUGGGUGUUCACCAGGAGCGGACCUUACAAUGCCUCAACGCGGUGAGGACGGUGCAGAGUCUGGCGUGCCUGGAGGAGGCAGACCACACGGUGGGCUUCAUUCUGCAGCUCUCCAGCUUCAUGAAGGAGUGGCAUUUCCACCUGCCUCAGCUCCUGCGAGAUGUGCAGGUCAACCUGGGUUACCUGUGCCAGGCCUGCACCUCCCUCCUGCACAGCCGGAAGAUGCUACAGCACUACCUGCAGAACAAAAAUGGGGAUGGUGGCCCCUCAGCUGUUGCACCCCGAGUUCAGCGGCCACCCACAGCUGCUCCUGCUGCCCCCUCCUCUUCCUCCAAGCAGCCCACUGCUGACACAGAGGCUUCGGAGCAGCGAGCCUUACAUGUGGUCCAGUAUGGCCUCCUCAAGAUCCUCAGCAGGACUUUGGCGGCCCUGCGCCACUUCACCCCGGACGUCUGCCAGAUCCUGUUGGAUCAGUCCCUGGACCUUGCUGAAUACAACUUCCUGUUUGCCCUGAGCUUCACCACGCCCACCUUUGACUCUGAAGUGGCCCCCUCCUUUGGGACCCUUCUGGCCACAGUGAAUGUGGCCCUAAACAUGCUCGGAGAGCUGGAUAAGAAAAAGGAGCCCCUCACUCAGGCUGUGGGGCUCAGCACACAGGCAGAAGGGACCAGAACACUGAAGUCCCUCCUGAUGUUUACCAUGGAGAACUGCUUCUACCUGCUCAUCUCCCAGGCAAUGCGUUACCUUAGGGACCCAGCUGUGCACUCCCGGGACAAACAGCGGAUGAAACAGGAGCUCAGCUCAGAGUUGAAUCUCUGCACACAUCUCUCGCUCCUGCAGCAAGGGCCAGGCCCCUCCCCCACAACCAAGGUGGACAGAUGGAUGCACGGAUGGACAGAGUGACGGGCUUUCCACAUUUGCAAAAAGCUGACUCCCAGGCGCCAAUGCCUGGCGUUCCCCCCAAAACAGAGGCUCCUCAUGGUAGAGGCUCUGAUGGGGAGACCAGCUGCUUGCAAAAGGCCCAGAGGAUGUGCCCUGGGCUGGCCGUGGCACCAUGGGCGCCGGGCCAGAUGGACAAACCAGAAGUAGCACAGCACGUGGGACAGGUAUACUCACAUCUCCCUCACACUGAGCCAAGUUACCCAAAGCAGAACGGAAAGGAACAAAAACAAAAGAGUUAGUGAGUCCACAGCACAGGCGGGAGCAGCCCCCUGGCCCCAGCGGGAGGGACGCGAGGCGGACGGGCAGAUGGACACACGCAACCUGCCCUCUGGAAGUGACUUGGUUUGUGUGUGUGAGCGUUUAGAAGGGUGGAGAUGAGGGAGCUGCUGGGCGGGAGUCCUCUGGGAAUCUGAACCUGGGCUGCCCAGGUCCUAGCUCUGGAGAGGGUAGCCGGGACUAACCCAGAGGCUUGAGGUUGUCCAACCAACUGGAGAAGAGGCCUGGCUGAUGGAGGAAAAGCUUGUCUUGGCCAAGUUAUUCUUGAGAGGUUGUCCAUCCCUGAGUGACAGGGAGACUGUCCUUGCAGGUGACUCAGUAAGGUCAUCCCAAAAGCCCUAGUCAUCCUACCCACCCUGAACAAGACUCCAGUGGCUGAGCCCCUGCCUCCCAUCUGGACCCCACACACCCACAUGAGCUAGGACCCUGUCCAUGGCUCUUGCCAGAGGCAGUGCAGGCCCAGCUCCACGGCCCCCGGUGGCCACACUGAGGGGAACGCAGGAGGGUUCAGGGCCAGAACUCUCAGGAGCAGCUGUGGGGAGCCUGGGCUGGGUCCGGCCUUCCCGGCUGAGAGCACGGGUUUCCCUGGCAUGGCCUGGACCUGGGGAUCCCUCCCGCAGGGUGAGGUGGCCUUUAGGCCCCUACACCCCCCCCCCCCUCAGCAGCCUGGCAUCCCAAGAGUGUGCUCACCCUCGGGCCCCGUUCUCCCCAGCCUGGCCUAGCCCUGAUCCAGCUGUCCCUGCUGCACGCCACUGGCCCACCCAGGCUGAGCAGGCCUCGGAGACAGAGAGAAGGGGAGCCCCUAGCCAGUCGCUUGGGGCUGCCUGAAAGGGCCCCUCCGGCAUGCUCCUGCGCAAGCGGGCAGUCUAGCUCAGGGCUCUCCACACCGUCGCAGGGGCCUGAGCAGGGGCGCCUGGGGCCAGCGCCGGAGCAGUGGGUGUGAGGUUAGUGAGGGGGAGCCAUGCCCUGGCAGAGCUGGGAACAGAGCUGAGCAUCCGGGAAGGGCGGGCAAGGGCAUGCGGGAAACUCCAACUGUGUCUGUCUGGGGAGGCUGCAGGGUGCCCGGAGCCCAGGUUGGGGCAUUGCUGGCCAGCCCACCCCGUAAAUGUCAGCCCUGGGACCCCGAGCGCUGGGCUGUCAGUUUUCCCGUGGGGGCAGGGGCAUAGAGGUGUGACGUGAAGUGACCAGUCCAGACCAGCACCCCCAGCCAGGCCUCUCCAGGCAAGGACAGGGGAGAGAGGUCAUGCCAAACCAGGUCCCUUCAGCACCCCUCCUCGGCUCCACCCAGAGCCGGGCACGGGAGGCCAGCAGGGGCACCUACCGCGGCU